Messenger RNA from Ichthyophthirius multifiliis, 913 nucleotides. RefSeq lists its product as hypothetical. The annotation marks the transcript as partial. NCBI's taxonomy places the organism in Eukaryota, Ciliophora, Oligohymenophorea, Hymenostomatida. The transcript has 6 exons. The record is from RefSeq and is a predicted model, not a curated record.
AAUCCACAAAAAUCAUUAAGAAAAUAUCAUUCAAAGAUAAGAGAAGAUCAAUAGAAAAUUAAUUUUGAUUCUCCAAGGACAAAGACAGCAGUAUUAUUAUUAAAAUUAACAUAAGAUUAAUAUACUUUAAAAGAUUUUUUUCAAUUUUAGAAAUUAAGUGAAUAUAAUAGUUUAGCUUUAAAAACAAAAUAAAUAUAAAAAUAUUAAAUUGAUGACCCUUAUAAAUAUUAUUAUUAACACCUUUAAUUAGUCCAUACUAAUUUAAAAAGAAUUAUUUAAGAAAGAAAACGAUUAAUUUAAUAAAAUAAUUAUUAAUUCCGAAAAACAGCUGAAGGAUGUUCUAGAAAAAUUUUAAAUAAAUCUAAUAGAGAAAAAAGUCAAUAUUUAGACCAUUUAAAUAUAGAUUAUUAAAUAUAAAAAGUAAACUCAUAACACGAAAAAGAAGUGAAUAUUCAUGGAUUCUAAAUCUAAAAUGAAAUAAGAUAAGAAUUUUUACUCAGAAAAUAAAAUCAAAGUAUAGAAUAAAAAUAAUAAAGAGUAGAAUAAACAAUAAAAAAAUAACUCGACGAAAAAUUAAAAAAUGUCAAAAUAAUAAAUUAGAAACAUAGAGCUAAAAAAUAAUAAAUAAAAAUUUCACAUUAAUAAAAUUUAUAAAAAGACAUGCAAAAAAUUAAAGAAAUGUACUUAAAAUAGAACUAAAUAUAUAAUAAAGUAAAAGAAAGUAAAUCUAAAGUUUUAUCAUUUACGAGAAGUGCGAAUUCGGCAAAAACUUUUAGGGAAAAAGUCGACGAAAAAAUAAUAUUAAAAAGUGAGUAAUUAAGGCAGUAGUUAGAUUAGAGAGAUAAUUAGGUUUAUUUUUUAAUGAAAGAGCACUGGUCUUAAAGGGUUAGAAAUUAAUAGCUUUUUAAUAGUU